Messenger RNA from Folsomia candida, 870 nucleotides. RefSeq names its product zinc finger and BTB domain-containing protein 45. Gene Ontology annotation, cellular component: nucleus. The record is from RefSeq and is a predicted model, not a curated record. Gene Ontology annotation, molecular function: DNA-binding transcription factor activity, RNA polymerase II-specific; RNA polymerase II transcription regulatory region sequence-specific DNA binding. The coding region runs from base 1 to 870 and encodes 289 amino acids. NCBI's taxonomy places the organism in Eukaryota, Metazoa, Arthropoda, Collembola, Entomobryomorpha, Isotomidae. The transcript is spliced from 3 exons. Gene Ontology annotation, biological process: regulation of transcription by RNA polymerase II.
AUGGCUGCCACACUGAGGAAAGUUCGACGUUGGCUUGAAAUAAAGAGAAAAUUAUUUGUACCAAAUACCACAGCGAUUUCGGAAGAGUCGUCUCGGAUCGGCCGCUUCUUAAAGACCCUUGAUAACGCCUUGGACGACGUUAUCUACGUUCUGGACGAUAAGAGACGUCGAGGAUUCCCCAUCGAGAAGGAGGCGCAACGGAAUAAACUAGGAAAACCAGCAGCAGCAGCACCAACAGGGACGGAAAUAAUGCUUGAUUUGGACGAGGAAGGGUCGACAAUACCAGAACCUCCAGUGACACCAAGGCCGCUAAGUCCACCACCACCGCCCGUCACUCCGCCAAGGUCAGCCUCAGACCAAUUUGCAAACCGGAAAAAAUCCAGCCCGAAUCCGAGACAAAUUAACGCCUCCAAAUCCACCUGUGGAAGAAAGAUGAAUCCUAAAACCAACCGGUGCCACAUUUGUCAAAAAGCGUUCCCCUCCCCGACAACCCUGACCCAGCACCUUAAUUUCACUCAUCUCAACCGAGAAGAGAAGACCGUGGCGAAGCAGAGUUCGAGAAUCGAGUGCUACUUUUGCGAGAAGAGAUUCUCCACGGAAUCUUGCUACUAUUACCACCUUGUCACCCACACGAAGGAAAAAGCAUUUCGGUGCGACCAGUGUGAAAAACUAUUCGCUCAUAAGAAUAGCUUAACACUGCACCAGCGCCGCCACAGCGACAACCCGACUCCCUUCAAGUGUGCGGAAUGUGAAAAAACUUUUGCCCUAAAAGCGACUCUGCUCAUCCACAUACAAGCAAUUCACGACAAGCUGCAGGACGUCGUCAAAUGCCCCAGUGCCCCAAGAAGUUCGGCAGCAAAGGGGGCUUGA